Pecten maximus is the source of this 2571-nucleotide messenger RNA. RefSeq names its product mitochondrial amidoxime reducing component 2-like. Lineage: Eukaryota; Metazoa; Mollusca; Bivalvia; Pectinida; Pectinidae. The record is from RefSeq and is a predicted model, not a curated record. Gene Ontology annotation, molecular function: molybdenum ion binding; catalytic activity; pyridoxal phosphate binding. Bases 118 to 1095 code for a protein of 325 amino acids. The transcript is spliced from 7 exons.
AGACCUGAUGAUCUGACCUACAUUUGCCGCUAGAAGACGCGUACAGUAGGUCUGAACGAAACUUUUACCUGCUCAGUGGCAUGUGUCCAUCACAAACUGUCCAUAGUUUAUAUCAACAUGGACAAGGACCCUUCGUAUUUAGCUUUCGGCCUCAUUGCAGCAUCAGCAGCUAAGUUUCUGGUGUCGGCAUGGAUACGAAACAAGAGGCUGGAGAAAUUCGAAAGGAUAGGGACGGUUUCUGAUCUGAUAUAUUAUCCCAUGAAGUCCUGUCAGGGCAUACCAAUGGAAUCGGGCACCCUCCGACCCCUCGGGCUGUAUAAGGAUGGAAUGGCGGAUAGAAAUUGGAUGUUCACUCGUCCUGAUGGCUCAUUCCUGAGUAUCCGCCAGUGUCCAAAGAUGGUGCAUAUCAAAGUCAGCAAUCAUGGUGAAAUGGUCCAUCUUGAUGCCCCCGGGAUGCCAACAUUGAAAUUACCAAAACAGCCGAAGGUUGACACAAAAAGGUUUAUGGAAUGCAGGGUGUGGAGUCUACAUAUACCAGGCAUGGAUUGUGGUGAGGAGGCAAACCAAUGGGCUUGUGAUUUCCUUGGACUAGAAAAUUUACAUGUGGUAUUUUCAGCUACGAAUAUGAAGAAAAAAAAUAUUUCAGAUGAAUGUUUAAAUUCAUGGACUGACCUUAUCCGACCUGAAGACAAGAGCAUCUUUUCUGACUUAACUUCUUAUCUGAUUAUGACUGAUAAAUCUCUCGACGCUCUCAACGAACGUUUAGAAAAACCAGCCUCCAUGCGGAACUUUCGACCAAAUAUUGUGAUAGAUACAACAAAGAAGGCAUUUGAUGAGGACUUGUGGUGUGAGCUCCGGUUUGGGGACAAUGUGUUCAUGAGAUGUCUACAUCCCUGCCCAAGAUGUAUGCUCCCAACAGUUGAUCCGGACACCGGAAAGAAAGAUCCUGACUUAGAACCAUACAAAACACUGAAGAAGUUCCGAUGUAAACCCGGUUGUGGUAUGGACCCUUUCUUUGGGAUAAAUGCUGCUGUAGACUUUCCAGGUGUCAUACAUGUAGGGGACCCUGUGUAUGCCAGGAACUGGACAAAUUGAUCAGUUACAACGAGGACAUUCAGUGAAUCAAUGGAACUUGAAAGUUAGAAAUCAGAACAUUUUUAUAUAACAAUCAACGCACUAGCCCGAGUUUCCUCUGGCCCUGACACCAUGUCUGGUGUAGGAGUAAAUUUGGGCUAUCAACCAACUUAGGCAUAAUAUUAUUGUAUUUAUCCUAAAGUAAGCCCCCCUCCUCUUGUGUGAAAAUCUAGAACCAUAGUUAUCCUAAAAUAAGCCACUUUCAAUAAUGUAAAACUUUAGAUAAGGGGAAGGCCUAUUUGUGAAUCACUUUUAGCUUAUUAUUUCAAAAUUACUGAUUCUGCGAAAAAUUUAUAAAAACAUAUUUGUGGACAGGGGCUUAUUUUUGUAUAAAUUUAAUGAAGCCAGAAAUGUCUAAUGGAUGUGGAUUUUUGUAGAGACAAUUAUAUUUUUUAUUCAGAUGUGAUUAUAAACAGAUGCAGUAAUGUACAUCUAUGUUAACUUUAAUCCAUUUAUUUUUUAUGAGAGUUCUAUGCUUUUAUUUUGUGUUCAGGGUAUAGUAUAAUGCCCAAGUUAUCCAUUAUUAACUUACAUAUCAUAAUGUUUAGAAUACAGUCAUCAUAUCUUCAGUAGACUUCAUGUAGUUUGUUACACAUCAUUAUUACUUAAUAAAACUGUAUACAGGUAUAGUAUCGGGUAUUUGACUCUAACAUUAUGGAAGAGGAGUAUGGGUGCUAAAAAUUAUCAAAAACCAAGAGACUUCAUUACUAAUUCGUGGUGAGUUUUCACAUUAAAGCUCUCUUUUAUUGCUGUCUAACAGAACCACGUUUACUCUGUAAGUCAUAGAUUAUGUUGUAAUUUUGCCCACUCCGUUUUUGUCCUCAUGGCAGCAAACAGUACGUCUCUGAUCGACUUGAGGCUUCUGAUGCGAGGCUUUGAUCGCCACUCUUCAAAGGUCACUUGGUGAUCCAGGCCAGGUUGUGCAUGGGUGUAGGACAUAUUUUCUGUGCCUCUUAUACAUAUAGAGAGUGGAGCACUGCCUCAAAGAUUCCCCGUAAUCAAUCGGUAGUUUCCCAUUGUGAAUUGCAAUUUGGAAAAACUUAGGUAUUGAUUCUCUCAUUAUAUCAUCAUCAGAGAUAGAAAGGCUAUUAGCUUUUUUUUUAUGAAACAUUUAAUCUGUGACUUGAGGUUCUGGUCACAAUAGAUGUCAUUGCCUUUCAUUUGGUAAAAGGUCUUAGCCUGUGACUUUCUUUGCUAGUGUCAGCAAUGUCAUUUAAGAAUGUGUAUUAAUUUGUCUUGAAAGAUUUCCAGUUUCAUCGACUAUAAUUUUACUGGGGAACAUGAAUUACUUUAUAAUAAUUUGUGUCUUUACAACACCGUCAAAUUUUACCGUAGUUGGAAAUUGGGAAUUUUUCUGAUGUCAUCAUUAAAUGCAUUUGUGACUUUUAAAAAUUAUUAUGCAGAUACACAACUAAUAAACAUUAAAGUUUCAAUGAA